AUGAUUAAACAAAUUUUUGAAAGAACUAAACCUCAUAUUAAUAUAGGAACUAUAGGACAUAUUGAUCAUGGAAAAACUACAUUAACUGCAGUAAUUACAAAAAUUUUAGCUAGAUAUAAUCGUGCAAAAGCUUGUAAUUAUGGGGAUAUUGAUUCUGCUCCAGAAGAAAAAUUAAGAGGUAUUACUAUUAAUACAGCUCAUGUUGAAUAUGAAUCUGAUAAAAGACACUAUGCUCAUAUUGAUUGUCCAGGACAUGCAGAUUAUAUUAAAAAUAUGAUUACAGGAGCUGCUCAAAUGGAAGGAGCUAUUUUACUAGUAUCUGCAGUAGAUGGACCUAUGCCUCAAACACGAGAACAUUUAUUAUUAGCAAAACAAAUAGGUGUUUCUCAGUUAGUAGUGUUUUUAAAUAAAAUUGAUCAGGUAGAAGAUCCUGAAUUAUUAGAAUUAGUAGAAUUAGAAAUAAAAGAUCUAUUAGAAACUUAUGGGUAUAUAGAUACUCCUAUAGUAAAAGGAUCUGCUUUAAAAGCAUUAGAAGCUAUAGAUAAUCUAGAUACUGUAAAAGAAUUAGAAACAAAUACAUGGGUAAAAGAUAUUUUAAAUUUAAUAUCUACAAUUGAUAAUACUAUUCCUACUCCUACAAGAAUUUUAGAUAAACCCUUUUUUAUGGCUAUUGAAGAUGUAUUUUCAAUUACUGGAAGAGGAACUGUAGUUACAGGUAAAAUAAAUCAAGGAAAAAUUAAAGUAGGAAGUACUGUGGAUUUAGUUGGAUAUAGUUCUACAAAUAAAUCAGUUACUAUUACAGGAAUUGAAAUGUUUCAAAAAACAUUAUCUGAAGGAUAUGCAGGAGAUAAUGUUGGAAUUUUAUUAAGAGGAAUUCAAAAAACAGAUGUAAGACGAGGAAUGGUAUUAGCAGAAAAAAAUACACUUAAUGCCUUUAGUAAAUUUGAAACAGAACUUUAUGUGUUAACUUCAGAAGAAGGGGGAAGACAUAAACCAUUUUUUGUAGGAUAUCGACCUCAAGUAUAUGUAAAUACUACUGAUGUUACUGCUAGUAUUGAAUCACUUUUAUCUAAAAAAGGAGUAGAAACUCAUAAUGAAAUGAUUCUUCCUGGAGAUACAGUAAGUUUAAAAUUACAUCUUUUAUACCCAAUUGCAUUAGAAAAA
Porites evermanni is the source of this 1164-nucleotide messenger RNA. The record is from the annotation of a GenBank genome assembly. NCBI's taxonomy places the organism in Eukaryota, Metazoa, Cnidaria, Anthozoa, Scleractinia, Poritidae.